GUUUUAGACAACAUUUUCCGCGUGUGGUUGGGAUUGUUCGGCGCCGUAAAAAAGCGUUCGGACGUGGUCGGAGCUUCUCUGCAUGGCGGUUUGCUUCCGAGGGAGUACGGCAAAGAUAUCUACCGUCGUUGUUCUUCCCUCAUCCAACUCUCGGCGUUUCCGUGACAUGAGAAACGGAGGUUAAUGGGGAGAUUAACAAAAGCUUUUCUGGCCAUCUUUCUCGUUGUUCUUGUUUGCGUCUCCGUUGAGAUUAUCGCUCGUGACGGUGCCAAUCGCUUACGAUCCUCUGUUUCCGAGGAGGCUCAUGGCGUCGACAUGGCAGAGCAAACAAAGAUACAUUGUCGAAAAGAACUCAAAGAUGAGAACAAAGACUGUCUUGUCUACAUCUCUCGCGAAGCAGCAGCAGCAAAUGGGUACCUAAAGCUAUCCGUCUUAACCGGUUAUCGGCAUUGGUUUGGACCUCUCCUUGAUUCUACUACAAGCUAUCCAAGAAGAAAGCUGAUCAGUAAGAAAAAGAAGUUCACAGUAUCUGCUCCAAACUUCGCCCUUGGUCCUGCACCACGUCUCACUCCGGGUCCCGCUCCAACCUCUCGAAAUUAUGACCGUGCACCUUCAACCUCUCCAUCUCAACCUUCUUCACAUUCGCCACCCGAUGAAUCAAACUCUGCUCCGGUUAAGAGAAAACCGAGCGUUGUUGCUCCUAGUCCAAGUGUUGUUCUAUCACCGGCGAAGAAAUAUGAUAUUUUGAUGGAACUUAUCAUUGCUGUUGCUUCAACAGCUGUAUUAACCUUCUUUCUAGUUGCAUUGCUCUUCCUAUGUUGCUUCAGACGCAACCGCGGUCCUAGAGAUGGACCAAGAGACGAAGGACAGUUUCUACAUCUAGUUGAUUUAUCACCUGGAUCAAAUGAGACAUCUCCCGCAGUCGCAAACCCAAGCAGAAGAUUUUUCAGUGCUAGUUCCAAAAAGAAAUCGUUUCUUUCUAGAAUGUCUCUAAAGAGAACUACUGGUCAUGAUCAGUUAUCAACAGCUCAAGCGUCCACAUCCUCAGGACAUCCUCCUCCAUUAAAGCUUCCCCCGGGAAGAACAGCAGCUCCUCCUCCUCCUGCACCUCCACAGCCGCCGCCACCUCCUAAAUCAAAGCCUCCUCCACCACCUAAACUUGUUCGUCCUCCACCUGCACCACCUAAAGGUGCGGCUGGAAAGCGCCAAGGUCAUAGUUCCUCUGGAGAUGCUUCUGAUGUUGAUUCUGAGACCGGAGCUGCAAAGACAAAACUAAAACCGUUUUUCUGGGAUAAAAUGGCUAACCCUGACCAGAAAAUGGUUUGGCAUGAGAUCAGCGCCGGCUCAUUCCAGUUCAACGAAGAGGCGAUGGAGUCACUGUUUGGUUACAAUGAUGGGAACAAAAACAAGAGUGGUCAAAGAGGAGAAUCAUCUAGAGACUCUCCUGUCCAGUAUAUACAGAUCAUUGAUCCAAGGAAAGCUCAGAACUUAUCUAUUCUUCUCCGAGCUUUGAAUGUAACAACCGAGGAAGUGGUCGAGGCCAUUAAAGAAGGUAAUGAGCUCCCGGUGGAGCUCCUCCAAACGUUGCUGAAGAUGGCUCCAACUACAGAAGAGGAACUCAAACUUAGACUAUACUCAGGAGAUGUUAACCUUCUUGGCCCUGCAGAGAGGUUUUUGAAGAUUCUUGUUGAUAUACCUUUUGCAUUCAAACGUAUAGAGUCUCUUCUGUUCAUGAUCUCACUUCAGGAAGAAGUCUCUGGCAUCAAAGAAUCACUCUCUACUCUCGAGGUGGCUUGCAAGAAACUGAGGAACAGCAGACUGUUCCUGAAACUACUAGAGGCAGUUCUCAAGACAGGAAACCGAAUGAAUGUCGGAACCUUCCGUGGUGACGCACAAGCUUUCAAACUAGACACGCUCUUGAAACUAUCUGACGUCAAAGGAACAGAUGGUAAAACCACACUCUUGAACUUCGUUGUCCUUGAGAUCAUUCGUUCCGAAGGAGUUCGUGCUCUCCGCCUCCAAAGCAAAAGCUUCUCGAGCGUUAGAACAGAGGAGGACACCAACAACAACAGCACAGACUCAAGUCCACAAUCAGUGGAGCGUUACCGAAGCACGGGACUCCAAGUGGUUUCGGGAUUAACAACAGAGCUUGAAGAUGUCAAGAGAGCAGCGGUCAUAGACGCUGAUGGAUUAGCUGCGACGCUGACGAAUCUAAGCGGCUCGCUGACGAACGCGAGGGAGUUUUUGAAGUCGAUGGAGGAAGAGAGCGACUUCGAGAAAGCUUUAGCUGGGUUUAUAGAACGUGCGGAUGCUGACAUAAAAUGGAUGAAGGAAGAAGAAGAGAGGAUCAUGGCGUUGGUCAAAAGCUCUGCCGAUUAUUUCCAUGGCAAGUCUGCUAAGAACGAAGGGUUGCGUUUGUUUGCUAUAGUGCGUGAUUUCUUGAUCAUGUUGGAGAAAGUUUGUAGACAAAUUAAGGAAACUACGACAUCAGCUACGAAGACAAGGACUCAUUCGGGCAAGAAAGAAACUCAAGUGAUGAUGAUGCAGGAUAGUAAUCAACCGUCGACGGAUAACAUUCAACAUCGUUUGUUUCCGGCGAUUGCUGAACGGAGAGAUGACAGUUCCGAUGAUUCAGACGAUGAGUAGUUCUUCAUCUUCUUAGUUGUUUUAUGACUUUUAUCUUCCGGCUAAACUUACUGUAAUACACGCUGUUUGGUCAUAGCAAAUUAUUCACACCAAACUGUAACAAUAUUAUAAUAUACUUAUAUGCAUCUAUU
This is a messenger RNA of Brassica oleracea var. oleracea, 2777 nucleotides long. RefSeq names its product formin-like protein 3. Lineage: Eukaryota; Viridiplantae; Streptophyta; Magnoliopsida; Brassicales; Brassicaceae. Gene Ontology annotation, molecular function: actin filament binding. The coding region runs from base 184 to 2646 and encodes 820 amino acids. The transcript is spliced from 5 exons. Gene Ontology annotation, biological process: actin cytoskeleton organization; actin nucleation. The record is from RefSeq and is a predicted model, not a curated record.